This is a messenger RNA of Anopheles arabiensis, 3117 nucleotides long. RefSeq lists its product as uncharacterized. The transcript has 6 exons. Gene Ontology annotation, cellular component: spindle pole; microtubule; centrosome. Lineage: Eukaryota; Metazoa; Arthropoda; Insecta; Diptera; Culicidae. Gene Ontology annotation, biological process: positive regulation of cytokinesis. The coding region runs from base 119 to 2857 and encodes 912 amino acids. The record is from RefSeq and is a predicted model, not a curated record.
GCGAAGUGUCAAGACAACGGCUUCAUUUUUCGGAAAUUGUAAACGGUCGAUUGCAUUGUGCUACGGAUUUGUUGAAAAAAGUUAAUAUUUUAUUAAGUUGUUUGUUGAAAGAUACACAAUGUCGUACACCGAAUACUCAAAGGAGCUAGAAGCGUUUAUAGCCAAGCAAAGACAGUUACUAGAGUUGGAUAAGGAGCGUAUUCAGCGUAUCAAGCAGGAAGACCCACACACACAACAUACACCUUCCCGCGCGGAAGAAUUGCAAAAGGAUGAUCAUUCCCUGGAAGAGAUAGCUAGCGACAACUGUCCCGCCAACGAUAAGCUAUCGAAGGAAAAGGUCAACUCUCAGCUUAGUAAGAAAACGGCCACCGUACCCGAGGUGGAAGCCGGUCCAAGCGGAAAAGCACCCCCCAAGCGAAAUGUUCCUUCGACCAGCUCUAUUGAUUCAUGGACAAACAUGGACCACCGGGCGCGCAAUGUUGUGGCCGCCCCGACGACACCAACCGAUGCAGCACCAUCACCACCACCAGCAACAGUCCUGUCGGCAGCCCGUGCGAAACAAAUGUCACCGCAACAGGAUGAGAUGGAACAGUGGGUCUCGGAUACGUUCUUUUCGUACUUUCCGAGUUUCAACAAAAAGCAGAAGGAAAAGAAAACGGUCCUGUCCCGUACGCGCCAGCAGGAGUAUCAAGAGUAUUUGAAAAAUGUAAAUUUCAUUGCUAACGCGAUCCCGGAAGUGACGACGAAACACCAGCAGUACAUGCAGAAGUACGGCACGGGCAAAUCACCCGGCGGAACGGAAGCAACCAAUGAGAAGGGAACUGGCAACGCUCCUACAAGCCCGCCGGCUGGUGCUGGCACUGGCCCUGGUGGUGGUGCCACUGGUCAACCACAGGUCCGCUUUGGCAAGUCACUGGUGGCGGAGGGGAACUCCAACUACCGCAAAGGUAGCCCGCGUGAGAAGUUGAUCCAAGAUUUAGCCCAUACUGAUCUGCCUACCAUUCUUAACACAGACACUAUCGAUCGCAGGAACAGGAUGUUGGCCGAUGAGGAAAGCCGCCGUAAGCUGGAAUACCAGAAGGAGCUCAUCAAGCAGAUCGAGGAAAAGCGCAAAGAGGUCGAACGGUUGCGCGAGAAGGAAAAGCUCGAAGAGGAAAUGCUGACCAGCCGACUAGAGCAACAGCUGAAAACGAUGCAGCUAGAGGAGCAGCUCGAGCACGAGCGGCUGCGCAGCGAGAAGAUCCGCAUCGCCAACGAGCAGAACCACAUCCGCCGGCUGCAGCUGCUCGCGAACCUGGAGAACGAUCACAAAGUCUUCAACCCGUACGAUGGCCAGCGGAAAGCAUUUUCGGAAAAUGGCGGUAAAGCCGCCGCGGCGGCUGCUUCCUCCGAGACCAAGCCAACCGUUCCGCAACCGAACGGCGGGGCCUUCUCUUCCGGCGACGAGCGGACAAAGGCGGCGUACCAGCGGUACAUAAGCAACUCGGCCACCCAGCAGCAGGAAAAACAGCAACCCACCACCCAUCUGCAUCCGUUCGUGUCGGUUGCGCCAGCCGUCUCUACGAACGCGCUCGCCCUGUCCACCGAGCAGGAGGACUAUGAAUCUUCCAGCGAAACGACGGCCGACACGUCGGUGAUGGUGGGAGGAGGAGGAGGAGCGGUGGAGGAUCAUCGGUUCCAGUACUGUAAGAGCUGCCGGGCGGACGGUGAUCGGUCGCGUCUUCCAUUGCAGCCAGCGCUGGGGAAGCACAGCAAGCGCCGGCAGCAUUGCGCCAAGUGUAAACGACCGGAGGCGUACAAUGGUGGCAAGCGGGGAGAGGACGCCAAUAGUCGCUGCAUAAGAUGCGAACGGACAAUGAAGCGAGCGAUGAAUGGAACGAAGGGAGCAUCGCUGUGUGCCGUCUGCACACUGUCGACGGAGGCGGACCAACAGAACAAAAACUUCCUCUACCAUCCGAAGAAGCAGCAGUAUCAUCACACGGAGCGGCGGCAUCAUCGCGCCCCACUCGAAACGGACGACGAUGAUGUGCAGGUACAUCGGGCGGUGGCCAACACCACCACCACCGCUACCGUUUCACCGUCGCAGAAGAACCCCUUCAAGGUGAUCGACAUCCAGUAUCACGAGAGUGACAACGAGCACGGCGACCUGGACGUGCUGAAUCCGGUGAUUGUGCGCAACAACUACCGCAAGCCACCGUUCUCGCUCAACAUCGACAAGGAUUCGCUGUUCCAUCCGAGCAAGAAGCCACCGGAACCGGUCUUCACCGUGAACAUUCGCAACGGGGAGGUGUUUGUGGACAAUAAGCUGCGAUCGGGAGGGGCGGGAAGGCCGUCCCGAUACGCUCCGCCCGACAGCCCACCGCUGUCCGAUGGGGACGGGGAAACUUCGUCCGCCACCGUCGGGGACGAUCUGAUGGAUGACCGGAUUGCCAAGUACGUGCGACACUACAACACGCUUUGGAUGAAGCGUGGCAAUGGUAGAAAGGGCAACAGUAAUGGGCAACAGCACAACGAUUACCAUCAUCAUCAUCAUUCUUCCCAUCAUCAUCAACACCACCAUAAUCAUCGUGAGCAGGAGCAGCACAGCAAUGAUCGUGCGAAGGGGAACAAAACCGGACCACUGCUUCCAUCGCUUUCGCCCCCGAAAGUGUACGUAAGUGAUCGACCGGACAAUCUGAAAAGUGACGCCCUGAAGCUGAUGGAGAAGAAAUGGGAGGUACCCGCCGUUGAACGGACCAAAGUGAAUGAAAAGGGAUCAACGCGUGUGUUGACGCAGCUCGGGGCGAUCCGAAAGCAGCUACAGCUGGAACAGCUACAGAUGGAUGGUGGUCCAUCGGGAUAUUCGAAGAAUUAUUAGGAUUAUUUGGUGGUUACCUCAAGCGCCUUUUUUUUGGUACUUUUUUCCGUCCAUUUUAGUAGAAGCAUUUUGAAUUAAAGUAACCGUUAGUUGGACUUUUUUUGUUGUUGUAUGCGGCGAUCGUGAAAUCAGCUUAAAGUUGAACUCAAUGGCGCACAGUGCCUGAUUGAAUUAAACCGUUGAACCGUUUUAGCCCGUAAGCUUUGAUGAACUUGAAUAAACUUGACGAGGAAGGGAAUAUUUCAUUCCCAAACCGAAAA